UUUAGCAGAGCACAGAAACCCACCAGCAGCUUUCCAAAUAUUUCCACAACCCGUGUGGCUUCCGAGGAUGGACUCUGCUAGGAAACUUGAGCCUUGGUUUGAUAAAGACUUGUGUGCGAGAACCAUUCCUCUUGAUUUCCUGUAAUUCAAUCCCAGCGGGGGUGAAAAUAUUAGCAGGGCGGCAGCUCGAGGGGAACCACCAGAAGCCGAAGGCACUGCUAAAUGCGGUGGUUGAGCCACAACUGGCUCAGACUCAGCAGCAGGCAGCCAGGCACUUCCAGCGCUCUCUGGUCCUUCAGGCACACAAGUUUGUUGUUUUUGCAGCGGGGUGACCGGGAGCUGGGCUUUUGGAAAGGGGGUGGGGGCAAGGCCACAGCCUCUAAAUCUGUUCUCGCAAAAUUGCAGAAGGUGCAGUUAAUGCAGUUGAGGUCUGCCUGUAGAAAGGAGAGAAAGGAGGGGACAUGGUGGGGGUUUCUGCCUACCCGUUGCGGUUGCCUCUGAGAAACUCAAAGCCAGAAUGUGCUUCAGCUCCUUAAAGAGAUAGACCACCAGGGUGUUAGCAGUAACAGGCUUCUGCGCUAUAGGCUCUAGUGGCUUCCCUUUGCAGUGCAUUUGACCUGCAGUGGCCAUUAGCGUCAGAGAAACCUCGAGAGGAAUGCAACUUGUCACUGGAGCUAUUUUGGUUAUGUGCAGGCGCUAACGAUUGUAAUCACGGCGUGGGACCUGAACCAGUUGGUUUGCUGCUUCUUCUCUUCUGUUUAUUCCUCCACCUUUUUUCUUCUGUUUCCAUUUCCAUGAGUGGCAGAGCAAGCUUUUUUGCUAUGCCUUGUUUUUCCCUUCGAUUCCGCUCAGGAUUAGAGCGUUAGACUGGAUGGCGCGACGUCUGCGUCUCCAUUUCGCCGCAAGAAGAAGCAACACCGACCCUUUAUCCGAGAGCCUGAGCCAUGGUACGCAGGACGGGCUGGGGAUACCUGCACGGAGCCCUGGUGAGGGACCGGCUAUUCCUAACUCCUUUCAUAUGAAAGUGACUUCAGGGCAGCUUGCUCUGGCACUGCCGCCCCUGUCACCAGAUUAUGGCAGCUUGCAGCGGCACACUACUGUAUUUGUACCGAAAGUGAACAGCGCAGCUGGUAGCAAGAAGAGCAGCAUGGUGCAAAUUUCAUUGCAGCCUUGCGGCAAACAGAACGUGGAUUUAGAUGGAGGUGGCGGUGGUGUUAUCAGUGGCAGUGACGAAGUAGACUCUGGGAUUUGUGAUGGAAAUGCCGGGGCAAGUUCUGAUGGAGGGUCCUGUAGUAGUAGCACAGCAAGCGACGUCGGCUACUGCAGCAGCAGCAGCAUAUUUGAAACUGACAUCUUGGAACGCAAAGGACAGGCGCAGGACAGGGGCCCAUGCCGACGGAAAGCAAAAGUUCCAUUACGGCGUUGCUCGUCAUUGGUCAUUUUCCCAAGGAGUCCUUGUACCACUCCGCCUGCCUCACCAGUCAGUCCUGUGGCAUCUCCUUUGAUUCCCCCUCUUCCUCCGUCUGCCCGCGGCUCCUUUCAGACCUCCCACCAGCUGCAGCUGUCCGCAGCUGAUGCAUCACAGGAUGAGGCGCAGCCCAAGGUCUCUGUGGCCUCGGCGGUGAACGGCCUGCGGCUGUCCAAGAGCAACUGCCCACCUGCCGAGUUUAGGGACGCCAAGCCCAUCUUGCAUUGCAGUGUCUCGACAGAACCAUCGCAGAGUUCGGAACGAACUGAAAGACACUCCAGCGUGCUGGUGCACUACGCUAACCAGCCUCCACUCCCUCCAGGGAAAGGGAACAGGACAACAACGGUCAACAUCGAGUGCUCCAAACUUCGGGAGCAGUCGGAGGAUGCCAGCGCGAGGCCCGUGAACCGUAAUCCAAAGCUUUUCCGCAGCACUUCAGUGUGCGGGCUGCCCACAGGGAAGCUGUCUGGAGAGAGGAGGCACCACACUUGUCCGACCAUCGGCAAAUCGGACGUGCCACAGGAUUCCCACCGUGGCUUGCAGAGGAGCAUUUCCCUGGAGGUGCCCUGCUCUAGCGCUGGGAUAUCAUGCCAUGUGUCUAACACAAAACAGCCUUGCUUCACGAACGGAACAGCGCAUGUGCACAUACACGUGUCUCGAGGCAGCGGUUCAAAAGUGCCCGACGCUCCAAAGGAUGUCUGUGGAAAUAGUAAACAGGAUCAGGCUUUCACUUUCUCGGAGGAAACCAGCUCAACGCGAGAUGACUUCCUGGGCCAAGUGGACGUUCCUUUGCACCAAAUACCGACAGAAGCACCAGGCAGUGAGAGGCCAUACACAUUCAAAGAUUUUCUGCUGCAUCCAAGAAGCCACAAGUCGAGAGUCAAAGGCCACCUGCGGCUAAAGAUGACCUACCUGCCCAAAAACGGCUCAGAAGAGGAGCAGGCUGAGCAGACAGAAGAGAUGGACCCCGGUUGGGAGUUUCUAGAGAGUCAGGAGAUUUGUGGCCCACGCCACCCUCACCAGCUGCCUGCACUGCCACCUGGCUGGGAGGAGAGGCAGGACAACUUGGGACGCACCUACUAUGUCAACCAUGAGAACCGGACCACACAAUGGCACAGACCCACUAUCCAGGAUGUGCAGAGAGAGGCGGAGCAGAGGCAGAGCACACACACCCAGCACCCUUUCAUCACUCGCAGACAAAUCUCUGAGCACGAGGAGAGCAGCGACCGUCGAGAGUCUCCUGAGAGUUGGGAGAUUAUCACUGAGGACGAUGGUACUCUUUAUAGCAGUCAGGUCUCACCCCCUCCCCCCCACUCUCCGCUGGAAUACACAUCUUUCUGUGAGGAGUUCUGCAGACUGCAGACUGGCAACGAGAGACGCACCUCACUCACGCCACAGGGACAUGGCAGUCGCAGAGGGAGUACCCAGAUGCUGACUGUAGAGGAGCACCCAGUUCACCCUGUGAUGUUGCCCACUACUCCAGGCCUGCCCCCUGGCUGGGAGGAGAAGCAGGACAGUAAGGGCAGAGUUUACUUCAUCAACCACAACAGCAGAAUCACUACCUGGACCCGACCACUUAUCCAGUUAAUCCAGCCAUCUGAAGGAGCUGCUGCGUCUGGUGGUUCAUCAGGAUACCGCUGUCAGAGCCCCACAGUUUACGCCCCACCUCUGCUCUCACCCGACGCCUCUCCCCUGCAUUCCCCCGCCCCCUUACACUCGCCCGCCCCCUUACACUCACCCGCCCCCUUACACUCACCCGGUCCACACCGUUCACCUGGCCCACAGCACUCGCCAGGUCCACACUCUCACACACACACCUUUGAGUAUGCAGGGUGCAUGCCUGUCGGCUGGGAGGUGCGGAGCGCGCCCAACGGACGGCCCUUCUUCAUCGACCACAACACCAAGACCACUACAUGGGAUGACCCCCGGCUUAAGAUUCCAGCACACAUGAGGAGACGACCCUCGCUCGACCCCAACGAUCUUGGCCCACUACCGCCUGGCUGGGAGGAGAGGAUUCACAGCGAUGGGAGAAUCUUCUACAUUGAUCACAACACUAAGACUACACAGUGGGAGGACCCUAGACUACAGAACUCUGCCAUUACUGGACCAGCUGUGCCUUACUCCAGAGAUUACAAGCAGAAGUAUGAGUAUUUCCGCAGAAAGCUGAAGAAACCAGCAGACAUCCCGAACCGGUUUGAGAUGUCAGUGAGGCGGAACGCUCUGCUGGAAGAUUCCUACCGCCGAAUCCUGUCUGUCAAAAAGCCGGACCUCCUGAAGGCCCGCCUUUGGUUAGAGUUUGCAGGAGAGAAGGGGCUGGACUACGGAGGAGUGGCCCGGGAGUGGUUCUUCCUCAUCUCCAAGGAGAUGUUCAACCCUUAUUAUGGGCUGUUUGAGUACUCUGCUACGGACAACUAUACACUACAGAUCAACCCCAACUCAGGCCUCUGCAAUGAGGAUCAUCUCUCCUACUUUAAAUUCAUUGGGCGUGUGGCGGGCAUGGCUGUCUACCAUGGCAAACUGCUGGACGCUUUCUUCAUUCGCCCAUUCUACAAGAUGAUGCUGCAGAAGCCAAUCACAUUACAGGAUAUGGAGUCUGUGGACAGCGAGUAUUUUAACUCUCUGAAGUGGAUCCUGGAGAAUGACCCUGCUGACCUGGACCUCCGAUUCACCAUCGAUGAAGAACUAUUUGGACAGACGCACCAGCACGAGCUAAAGCCAGGGGGCACUGAUAUCGUUGUCAAUGACAGCAACAAGAAGGAAUACAUCCAUCUGGUGAUGCAGUGGAGAUUCGUAAACCGGAUUCAGAAGCAAAUGACCUCUUUCAAAGAGGGCUUUUAUGAGCUCAUCCCACAGGACCUGAUUAAGAUCUUUGAUGAGAAUGAGCUGGAGUUGCUGAUGUGUGGUUUGGGAGAUGUGGAUGUGAAUGACUGGAGGGAGAACACCAAGUACAAGAACGGCUAUGGACCCAACCAGCCCGUCAUCCAGUGGUUCUGGAAGACUGUUCUUCUAAUGGAUGCUGAGAAGCGAAUCCGGUUGCUUCAGUUUGUGACGGGAACCUCCCGCGUGCCCAUGAACGGCUUUGCUGAGCUCUAUGGGUCCAAUGGGCCACAGUUGUUCACCAUAGAGCAGUGGGGCACCCGUGACAAACUGCCCAGAGCGCACACAUGCUUUAAUCGUCUGGAUCUGCCUCCGUACGAGUCGUUUGAGGAGCUGCGGGAGAAGCUGAACAUUGCGAUUGAAAACGCUCAGGGCUUCGAUGGGGUGGACUAGUGGAGGUGCCCCUCCGGCCGCGGCCACAGCGUUACCACAGUGCCGGAAUCCCGGCUGACAGGCUGUGAGAGCGGGUGUAGUGGGCGGAUGGAGCGACGUGGGUGCACUGCAGUGGAUGUUGUGGCAGCGCUCUGAUCCAAGUUGAAGCGUUGAGUUUGGACUCAAGACUUCUCCGAAUAAAGAGGCCUGGAUUUUCUCCUGUCGAGGAAAAACUCUGAAUGAUAUCACUCUUUAAGGCUCUGUAUCAUGAGCUCAUAUCUAUGAAGUUUACAGAAACAAUGUCCAAAUCACUCCGUAAUGUAAUGUACACUUUGAAUAAGUAUCUACAGCUGUUGACGUACAGUUUUUCGCCGCAGAGGCUCGAUAUCUUGCACAUUUGUAUACGUUUUUAGCUCGUAAGCCUUUUUGAUGUAUGUUCUUAUGUACAGAUUAUAUUGCGAAGAGGGUGUGAUGUUGGCAGAGCUUUGAGGGUAUCUUCUGUGAUUUGGUUUUGGAUUUGAAGCUUUUAACAGCCUGUAAAAUUCGCUGUAUCAUUUUCUGUUCUUCUACAGAUUCGGGGCUUUUGUAAGUCAUGAUAGCGUUGUUGAUAUUAAGAGCAUCUAUUGGCAGUGUUUUAAUUGAAGUGUUCACCUGUGUUGCCUCCAUCUCAGGUUUUGGUGGCAGUAUUCACUUAAGACACUCGCGUGUCCUUUCUUUUCCCGCUCACGUCUCCUUUCGUUCUUGCUAAUUUAUUCUUUAUACUAACAGUAAAAUUUUUACGUUUACUUUGUUUACUGGUGGCCCACUUUAGAAAGCUCUAAAUCUGAAGUCUAAUAUUCUCUUAAUAUCUGAUUUUAAUUUUGUACUUUUAAUGCUUUUUGAGGGUCUUUCUUUCCUUUCUUUAUUCUUUCUUUAUUUUUUAAAUAACAUUUUUUAAGUCUUAACUGUGUCUUUAUUCAAUCAUUCAAUCUUUCCGUUUGAUUUUGGGAGGAGUCCUCUCUUUCGUCUGAUUAUCAAACGAAACGUGGGUAAAUGUUUACAUGAAAACAUUGCUGAACGUAUGCACAUUUCUCUCUCACGCUCUCGGUCUCCUUUUUCUCUCUCUCUUUAAAUGACUGUUAAAUUUCAAUGCCUUCACUUGUCUUGUAUGAGCAGUUGAAUAUUUUUGAAUUUCUCAAUUUCGCUAUGUCUCAAAGUGAAUCCUUAUUGUUUAGAGGAGAUGUUCUUAAAUGUCUAGACUCUAGAGUUUAUUGUAUAUUAAGAAGCUGUAUCAGAUUACUCUACCCUUUAUCCAGAGGAUCAAAUUGUUUUGGCUCUCCUUAAAAGUCCCUGUAAAGGAAUUUUGAUAUUAAAUUGAUGAAUAUAAAGAGAAAACAUGCCUUUAAUCUGGAAUAUAAAUCAUAAUGGUUUAAUCGGUUCAUGUGCCUAUGUUAAUGGCGACAUAUUUUGGGGAAGAAAUAAAAAUGAAAAUAUCUGUU
This is a messenger RNA of Astyanax mexicanus (Mexican tetra), 6195 nucleotides long. RefSeq names its product NEDD4 E3 ubiquitin protein ligase a (gene nedd4a). The transcript has 25 exons. NCBI's taxonomy places the organism in Eukaryota, Metazoa, Chordata, Actinopteri, Characiformes, Acestrorhamphidae. Bases 872 to 4738 code for a protein of 1288 amino acids. Gene Ontology annotation, molecular function: sodium channel inhibitor activity; protein binding; ubiquitin protein ligase activity. The record is from RefSeq and is a predicted model, not a curated record. Gene Ontology annotation, biological process: receptor catabolic process; ubiquitin-dependent protein catabolic process; regulation of dendrite morphogenesis.